Oppia nitens is the source of this 1022-nucleotide messenger RNA. RefSeq names its product testis-specific serine/threonine-protein kinase 1-like. Gene Ontology annotation, molecular function: protein serine/threonine kinase activity; ATP binding. Gene Ontology annotation, cellular component: nucleus. The transcript has a single exon. The coding region runs from base 84 to 962 and encodes 292 amino acids. Gene Ontology annotation, biological process: mitotic DNA damage checkpoint signaling; protein phosphorylation. The record is from RefSeq and is a predicted model, not a curated record. NCBI's taxonomy places the organism in Eukaryota, Metazoa, Arthropoda, Arachnida, Sarcoptiformes, Oppiidae.
AAUCUCAAGGAAACAAUAAGUUAGCAAAACAUUUAAAUUAAAAGCAAAAACACAAAUAAGUUUUAACUGAAUUUGUUGUUUAAAUGGCAACUAAAGACAAGAAUCGCGAUGGUAUGGAUAUUCUUCGUAGGCGUGGUUUCACAAAAUUUGAUCCGUUAGACUCUGGAGGUCAGGGAAACGUUUAUAAGACGAUGAAAGGCAAGACUGUGUACGCCGUCAAAGUGGUACACAUCGAUGACAAAGAUCGCAACAAUCAUCAACUGGAGGAAGAUCUCAAACGCGAAUUGGCUAUCAUUAAGAAUGUAAGACAUGUAAACUGCAUACGAGUAGAGGAUCUGUUUCGUACACAACAUAAGGUUUUCAUUGUUAUGGAGUUUAUGCCCAACAAAAGUAUUGGCGAUGAAGUGGACACCAAAAUGGCGCCACUUUGCGAAUGGAAGUCAAAAGUAUACUUCACUCAGAUUGCCAGUGCCAUCAACUAUCUGCACCGACACAACAUUGCGCACCGGGACCUCAAAUUGGACAACGUAUUACUCGAUAUCCACUAUAACGCCAAAGUGUGUGACUUUGGCUUCAGUCGAUUUGUGGUAAAAGACACGACUGGACGCAUUCGGCGGAGCACAUCCUAUGUGGGAACGCCGUCAUAUGAGGCACCAGAAGUGCUUAUGAUGCGACCGUACGACCCAUUCAAGUAUGACGUGUGGUCUUUGGGUAUCUGUUUGUUCAUUAUGUUAAACUACGACUACCCGUUCAAUAGUGACGAAGACAAUCAAAAAGUAAUCGACAACCAAAUGAAGCGCAAGUAUCAGUUUAAUGUCAAUGUCAACAAAAAGCUCAGUCCAUUGGCCAAAGAUCUGGUGAAAAAACUACUGGAACCCAAUUCGGAUAUUAGGAUCUCCAUAGACAAUGUAUGCAAACACCCCUGGGUGCCCAACUGUUUCCAUCAACUCAACAACAGUUAAUCACUAUUUAUUUUAUCAAUUAUUUAUUUUUUACUGUAUUAUUAUUAUUUAAAACAUUUA